Molecule: messenger RNA, 1248 nt
Organism: Myiozetetes cayanensis
Lineage: Eukaryota; Metazoa; Chordata; Aves; Passeriformes; Tyrannidae
Gene: PSMD4
Product: proteasome 26S subunit ubiquitin receptor, non-ATPase 4
Exons: 10
Coding region: 63-1190 (375 amino acids)
Biological process (GO): proteasome-mediated ubiquitin-dependent protein catabolic process
Cellular component (GO): nucleus; proteasome regulatory particle, base subcomplex; cytosol
Molecular function (GO): polyubiquitin modification-dependent protein binding
Source: RefSeq, a predicted model, not a curated record
CACCAAUGACGGAGCGCGUUGUUGGGGUGGCAGGGGGUGCGGGCCGGCGCUGAGGGGCCAAGAUGGUUCUGGAGAGCACCAUGGUCUGCGUGGACAACAGCGAGUACAUGAGGAACGGGGAUUUCCUCCCCACGCGGCUCCAGGCCCAGCAGGACGCCGUGAACAUCGUGUGCCACUCCAAGACCAGGAGCAACCCCGAGAACAACGUGGGGCUCAUCACCCUGGCCAAUAACUGCGAGGUGCUGACCACCCUCACCCCGGACACGGGGCGGAUCCUGUCCAAGCUCCACACGGUGCAGCCCAAAGGGAAGAUCACCUUCUGCACCGGCAUCAGAGUGGCCCACCUGGCCCUGAAGCACCGGCAGGGCAAGAACCACAAGAUGAGGAUCAUUGCCUUCGUGGGGAGCCCCGUGGAGGACAACGAGAAGGAUUUGGUGAAGCUGGCAAAGCGCCUCAAGAAGGAGAAAGUCAACGUGGACAUCAUCAAUUUUGGGGAGGAGGAGGCCAACACGGACAAGCUGACGUCGUUCAUCAACGCCCUGAACGGCAAGGACGGCAGCGGCUCCCACCUGGUGACGGUGCCCCCCGGGCCCAGCCUGGCCGACGCCCUCAUCAGCUCCCCCAUCCUGGCAGGGGAGGGGGGGGCCAUGCUGGGCCUGGGCGCCAGCGACUUCGAGUUCGGGGUGGACCCCAGCGCUGACCCCGAGCUCGCCCUGGCCCUCAGGGUGUCGAUGGAGGAGCAGAGGCAGCGCCAGGAGGAGGAGGCUCGAAGGGCAGCGGCCGCCUCGGCUGCCGAGGCCGGGAUCGCGGCCACCGCUGGGGAUGAGUCGGACGAUGCCCUGCUCAAGAUGACCAUCACCCAGCAGGAGUUCGGCCGGGCGGGGCUGCCCGACCUGAGCUCCAUGACGGAGGAGGAGCAGAUCGCCUACGCCAUGCAGAUGUCCCUGCAGGGGGCUGAGUUCGCCCCGGCGGAGGCGGCCGAGGUGGAGAGCUCUGCCAUGGACACCUCGGAGCCUGCCAAGGAGGAGGACGACUAUGACGUGAUGCAGGACCCCGAGUUCCUGCAGAGCGUCCUGGAGAACCUGCCCGGGGUGGAUCCCAACAACGAGGCCAUCCGGAAUGCCAUGGGAUCCCUGGCCUCCCAGGCCUCCAAGGAAAACAAGGACAAGAAGGAGGAGGACAAGAAGUGAUCCCUGGAUCUGCUGGAUCUGCUGGAAUGGGACAAUAAUAAAGGUUUUUCCCAGGGAA